UUGGCGCUAUCCGUAGUUUUCGACAACAUAAUGAUGGCCGCUUUCGCUGGUAGCAGUAAAGGACCAGAGCUAUCCAAAGCUGAGUACCUAAAACGUUAUUUAUCCGCCGAUGAAGAUGCCAAGAAAUCAAAGGGGAAGCUUAAAAAGAAACGACGUAAGGUUCCUGAAAGAGGACUUAAAAUAGUAGACGAUGACAUAGACUGGAGACAGAUGGUCAAUGAGGAGAAGGCGGUGGAAGAGGACGAAGACGAAGCUCCAGUGAUUGCUGAGGUGAUUGAUGAUCGACCAGAUGAGGUGAAGCAGCUGGAGGCCUUCAGAACCAGCAACAGAUGGAGAGUGAUUGGAGCUGAUGAAGAUAAAGACACAGGAGGGAGUCACCAUGACUCACCAGAGCUGUCAUCAAAGAGAGGGGGACAUGAUUCUCCUGUCAGAAAGACCCGACAUGACUCUCCAGACGUAUCCCCUCCCAGGAGAGGUCGCCAUGACUCUCCAGACGUAUCCCCUCCCAGGAGAGGUCGCCAUGACUCUCCAGACGUAUCCCCUCCCAGGAGAGGCCGCCACGACUCUCCAGAUAUAUCCCCUCCCAGGAGAGGUCGUCAUGACUCGCCAGACUUGUCACCUCCUCAACAUUCAGGGAAAUCAGGAAAGGUGCAAAGUAAAGAUUCAUCCCCCACCAGAAGGAAGCCCAGCGCAUCACUGUCUAGUAAAAAGCGUUCACCUGAUCCUCAUCGGUCACCACCAGCAAAGAGGUCUCAGAACAGGCAUGACUCAGACUCUGACCAGUCACCUCCACGCAAAAAGACGCUAAAGGGAGGAGCCUCAGACUCCGACCAGUCUCCUCCGAGGAGGCGUUCAAAACAAACACGAGGCUCUGAUUCUGACCAGUCUCCACCCAGGAGGCGGCCGCAGAGUGGAAAGGACUCAGAUGGAGAUCUGUCACCACCUCGUAGACCUGGCCAGUCACAGGGCCAUAGGAUGCUUUCUGGUGGGAAGGCAGGUCUGGUCUCUGUAGAUGUUUUAAGGAAAGAGCAAGAAGAGAAUCGACGCAGAGAAAGAAACAACCAGCCACUAGAAGAUGAAUCCCGCAACGCCCAGACUGUGUUCCGAGACAAGAGCGGUAAAAGGAGGGAUUUGGAUUCGGAGAGGGAAGAACAGAAGAGAAAAGCUGGAGAAAAAGCAGCAAAGGAUGAGAAAUAUGCUCAGUGGGGGAAAGGGUUGGCCCAGAGCCAGAUGCAUCAGCAAAAACUUGAAGAUGCACUGCAUGAAGCCCAGAAGCCGCUGGCACGUCACUACGAUGACGAGGAUCUUGACCGGAUGUUGAGAGAGCAGGAAAGGGAGGGAGAUCCGAUGGCUGCGAUGCUAAGACGGAAAAAAGAUCGCAGUGCAAAGACACAAGAGAAGCCUCGGUAUAAAGGCCCAGCACCACCUCCAAACCGGUUCAAUAUUCUACCAGGCUAUCGCUGGGAUGGAGUUGACAGGUCAAAUGGUUUUGAACAAAAACGCUACACGCGGAUAGCAGAUAAAAAAGCUGUCCAGGAGGCAGCUUAUAAGUGGAGCGUAGAGGACAUGUAAUGGCAAUCAGAGACAGAUAAUUUAGGAGCAGAGGUGAAGCGCGGAACUGCUGAACGUCUAGAAUUAGUUUAGAGGGAUCUUCUAAUUUGUGCUGUUGAAACAACAACAACUGCACAUUAGACUCAUCUACUCAGCAGAAUAGACUUUGUUCACCUUUCCAAAGCAGUUUGUUACUGUACAAAAGAUAUCAGCUUAUUACGGACUGGUAAACUGCAAAUAUAACUGUACAUAACAGUGAAGUGACAGCAUCUUUAUGAUUUUGUAAGAAUUGAUUUAAUGUUCAACCAAAAGAGAUGUGUUUUUCACUGUUUUAUUAAAUAAUGUUUUUGUAAAGUGUU
Molecule: messenger RNA, 1910 nt
Organism: Lates calcarifer (barramundi perch)
Lineage: Eukaryota; Metazoa; Chordata; Actinopteri; Centropomidae
Gene: bud13
Product: BUD13 homolog
Exons: 10
Coding region: 31-1572 (513 amino acids)
Biological process (GO): mRNA splicing, via spliceosome
Cellular component (GO): U2-type spliceosomal complex; RES complex
Molecular function (GO): RNA binding
Source: RefSeq, a predicted model, not a curated record